Messenger RNA from Aphanomyces invadans, 524 nucleotides. Its product is annotated as 60S ribosomal protein L39. Gene Ontology annotation, biological process: translation. Bases 76 to 231 code for a protein of 51 amino acids. Gene Ontology annotation, molecular function: structural constituent of ribosome. The record is from RefSeq and is a predicted model, not a curated record. The transcript is spliced from 3 exons. Gene Ontology annotation, cellular component: ribosome; cytosolic large ribosomal subunit. NCBI's taxonomy places the organism in Eukaryota, Oomycota, Saprolegniomycetes, Saprolegniales, Verrucalvaceae.
AGGGAAUCGACUGAUUUGACUGGCGGCAAGUAUCGGGGGCGGCGCAUUCCGGGUUUUUUCCUCCGAAGCACGAAUAUGCCUUCCCACAAGACCUUUCGCACCAAGACGAUCUUGGCCAAGAAGCAAAAGCAAAACCGACCCAUCCCGCAGUGGAUUCGUCUGAAGACGGGCAACACGAUCCGCUACAACGCCAAGCGCCGCCACUGGCGCCGCACCAAGCUCGGUUUGUAAGCGGACAGGUUGCCACUAGUGUAUUCCACCACCGCAGGGAUGGAAGGCAUGGGUCGUGGACGUGUGUGUUUUGGCUGGCGCUCUGUGGAUUCGUGUAGUUCUCGACCAUAAGCAAGAGUCCAACUCCGACUUACCACCCCCCGUGUUCGACGCUUUUUGGGGAGAAAACGACAUUAACAUGAGUGAAAUACACAUUUUGCUUUUGUGAGUGUCGCCCACGUUCCAUGGUUGCCCGGCGCUUCAUCGAUCUUGUACCUGUCAUCAAUGACAGAGCACCACUGACGGCUCAUCUU